Spodoptera frugiperda (fall armyworm) is the source of this 4058-nucleotide messenger RNA. RefSeq lists its product as uncharacterized. The coding region runs from base 434 to 1630 and encodes 398 amino acids. The transcript is spliced from 4 exons. NCBI's taxonomy places the organism in Eukaryota, Metazoa, Arthropoda, Insecta, Lepidoptera, Noctuidae. The record is from RefSeq and is a predicted model, not a curated record.
UUGCCUCAGUCCAGUUAUACCCGCGCCGAGUUAACACGUGUCAGUGUCGAUUUUGCCGCCAAAAACGAUCGUCAACAAAAAUGAAUCAGUUUUGUGUAAAUAUUUAAAUAAUCCUACGUCUCUAAUUGUGUAAUAUCGUUGAAAAUAAACUUUUUUGUGUGUGUAAAUCAGUAAAUAUUUAGAUUUGUUUGCUAAAAAGUAGUGUUGCAAUUUUUAUCUAAAACUUUUCGAAUAGAUUUGUUCGGUUUGCUGUUUUGUGAUUUUAAAGUGUUGUAAACAGUGAUUUUCUGGUAUAGUUAGUGUCGAGUUGGAUUCUAAUUGGAGCCGUAGCGGUCCGGUGGUGAUAUUUCGCCGUUCCCAGGCGUACUUUGGCAACAGUUAACCGGGCGCUAGCAAAAUUCGUCAAAACUGGAUACCAUCUGAAAGCUUAACCAUGGAUUCGGAGAGCCGGAGUGAGUCGGCUCUGAACAGCCCAACGGAGCCUGACGUAUCGCUUGCGGCAUCCCUCACCGACCCUCUGGAGGCGCACACCUUGGAGGAGGCGCGCAGGAGUAUCAGAGAUCUUCGCAUGAAGUAUCGCGCUCAAGCUCACCAGCUCCUGACAUGGCGCCGCGCGCACCGAACUCAAGAGGAACUAGUCACACGCCUGCAGAAAGAAAAGGCGGAACAACUCAAAUCUCUCUCUAGCCAACUUCUUCUCUUUGAAUCUCGCCUCGUUCGGAAGCAGAAGGAGAUCUCCAACAUGCUCGCGUUACGUGAGACUAUCAUCAUGAAGCAACAGAAAGUUAUCGAAUCUCUGCAAGCCAAGCUUUUAGAUAACGGUAUCGAGUCUCAAAAUAUUCCAGACUUCAGAGACAUGCUGCAAGAUACACACCUCACAGGAGACUUCGACUCACUCAAUGACUCCGACUCCGCUGUGAUCAUGGAAGACGUUGACUUCGAUAGCGGGAACACUCCUCAUGUGCCAAGGUUCAGGUCGACGAACCCUGACAGCGUCACCAUUGUCCGGUCAAUAUCGGAUGCCAUAGACCCCAACCUCAAGUACAAUGUAGUACGGCGAUCGAAUGGCUUCCUUCGACGACCAGAGAUUCUGGAAACAGUAUACAGCGUCGAGGAAGAAGCCGAUGGAGAUUCUACUAAAGGUCUGAGUGCUCAGAACAGUACAGAGAAGGAACUGAACGAUGCCAACAAAACCGACGAAGAGAAAUACAAAGAGACGAGUCUCCUCGCUCAAAGGCGGGAUAACUUUCGAAUGAGGAGCGUAGUCCUUACAGCUGAGGUGAAGAGCAUAGAUAAUGACAAGGAGCUAAAACCGAAGAAUGGUAAGGAGGUGUGGUCGUACAGCUAUGUGCCAAAAAGGAUGACUCCGGCCAACGAGUCUGAUGACGAGGGCACCUCGAACGCUGAGAGCGACGAGGAGCCUGAGCCGAAGUCCAACCACGUGGUGACGUACAACCGAGUGAUGUCCAACCACCGGAACGUGACCAAGCCGAAGGAUGUGAAGUACAAGAGGAUAAACAAGGCCAAGUCCAAGAGCUUGGAGGAGCUGCGAGGGAGGCUAAAGAACUGGGUGGACAAGGGGAACAAGCUGACGAACUUACCUCUCGAGCACGCGCAAAGUUACGCCUAAGCUGAAAGUUCCUGUAAUUAAGUGCCGAGUCCUGCGUGAACCGCUUCACAAGUAAACAGCGUGUUACUUCUACAUCACAGUAAAGUAGAUCACAAAUUAAUCGUAGUAUCCAAGUACCUUUUAAAGUAAGGGUUGUAAUGUAACCAGCUUUAUGUCAGAGGCAAAUCUAUUGAAGAAAAUAUUCUUGAUACUCAGACUAUUGUAAAUAGAUAUUUCUUGUAUGUUUAAUAGAUAUUGUGCAACAUUCGUUAGGGUUUUAUUUUCAAGUUCUCUAUUGUUUAAGAACUGAUUUUAUUUAGGGAAAUCUUCUAGAAUAAUUUAUUUACGAAGAUGGACGUACUCAUAUUUACUCGUUGUAGUGAAACUAUACAGAAAACGAUUGUUGUGUAUAUUGUUGUUCUCUUUGAUAUUCUCAGUGUGUACAGAGGACUUAGUACGAGUUCGUUUUACGUUUAACGACCGGGUUCGGUACUCUGAUUGGUUGGUUCAUUUGAGUCGACCAAUCAGAGCGCCGAACGCGGUCUCGUUUCAAUUUCGUCAAACGUAAAUCUAACUCGUACUAAGGCUACAGAUUUUUAAUGAAUCUUAUUGGCCUAGAAAGUAUAUUUUAAUACCUAGAUACAAUAUAUUCAUGUUUACAAUUUUGAGCUUAAAUCGACAGUGUAAUUUCAAUGUUUAAUGUAAUCAAUUAUAAUAGUCACCGUUUUCAUAAUAUCGCUUGUCCUCAGAGGUAAUCAAGUAGGCAUUCAUUCUCUUGUUAAAGUAGAUUUCAUUUUACAUAGUACAAAUGAUGGUUGAAAGUUCUAUAAACAAUAGAAAACUGAGAAAAAGUUAUGUAUCUUCGCGCGCACGACUGAUUUUGAGUAUUUCAUUUAAAGUUAUUUAAAAAAAAAUGUAUAAAAAAUUCGCUUGUUCGAAAUUUUUGGAAUUGAAAAAUCUCCUGUGAUUAUGUGAUCGUCUCGUCGUAUUGUUUUCGCCAAUUCGUAUAUAAUUCGUAUAUAUAAGAUAAAAAAUUAUAUAUAAAUGAGAAUAAUAAAAUUAUUAUUCUAGAUAUUUAUAAUAAUUUAGAUAUUUAUUGUCUCGGUGCCAAUUAUUAAAAUAAUUUUUCUCUUGAUAAUAAAUAAUAGUAUAUAAUUAUUAUUGUUUCUGUAUACAGGGUGGUCGCUUAUUUUUAAACAUAUAUACAUAGUGUCCUUUUUAUAACCCAACAAAUAUAUAUAUUUAUUAAUUUAAACAAAGUAUAAAACAGUGAUCAAAACAUUACAACUGUUUUAAAAUUAUAAGAUUGUUUCAAAAACUAAUUAAUCCUAUUACACACAGAGGUUUCAAAUUUAUGAAAAUGCUCUCCAUUUCGAAAUACCUAAUCCAUCUUAGUUGAACAGACUGUGAAAAAAAAUUAAAAUACAUUUUCUAUUUCGGCUUGGAGUUGGAAAUUAAUUUAGGUUUUCAACAAAAAGAGUACUAAAAGUCUUUUAGGUCACAUUAGUCUAAUUGCUCGGUCUAGAUUGGCCCUAGUUAGCACGUGAUAUUUUAGCUCUUGGAAUUAGAGGGAACGUGAGGACAGCCUUUACUUAGCCAACAAACACGUGUUUAUGUUUUUCUCAAGUAAUUACGACACAGCGUGUUUUUGUUCAUUCGAACCUGCUACCGUUGCCAAGUUUUACUUGAGUAGUAUUUUUUGGUGUAAAAGAAAGUGAUGUUUUUUGUGUUUUUCUGUUAAAUGUAUGGUACAGGUGAUUAAUGCGUACAUUUUUCGUUUGCCAUGUUAUUUUAUGUGUAGAAGAAGAAAAUGCGCUUGACAGAUCUAAGGGGUAGGCAGUUUGUCGUAGAAACGGUUGAUGUUUGUGUUUUUUUUAAGAAUUGAGAGGGUUGUUUCGUAACUUCUUUAUGUUUAUUUUGUCUUAGGAAAGAUGUAAAUAUGUAAAUGUCUUAGAUCUGUAUUUCGGGCAUAUUCAUUACUUUGGGGGUGAGGGGUAGAGAAGUUUAAAGUCUCUGUAUUCGAAAGGCUGAUUUAUUAAAUACGUGGAUUGAUUUGAGUCGGGAAUUCAUGAUAUAAGUUUGACUUUUUUUAAGGGGGAAUCAUCCAAUGACUUCUCCCGCCUUGGGCGAGGCGUGAAGGUGUGUUAGACUCUUACUGACUAAAGACCACCCCGUUCCUACUCCUACUUUUCGAGCCGGAGCCCCGGUAACCGCUAAGCAGUCUGUAGCUCCGGGCAUAGGUAUCCAUUACUAGAGUUGGGUAGGAUUAGACUUUUUUAUGUGACUUUCAUUUUCAUGUAAACGCCUAGAAACUCUUCAGCUUUAUCGUGUUAGUAUAGAGUUGAGAGUUAAAAUGUUACAAAUACGACUUGUAUCAAAUGUUACUCGUAUCAUCGUUAUUAGAUUGUAUAAAGAUAUCUAAAUGUAGAUAUAACUGUAUACGAUUCUA